Molecule: messenger RNA, 2077 nt
Organism: Colossoma macropomum (tambaqui)
Lineage: Eukaryota; Metazoa; Chordata; Actinopteri; Characiformes; Serrasalmidae
Gene: asb15b
Product: ankyrin repeat and SOCS box containing 15b
Exons: 9
Coding region: 81-1835 (584 amino acids)
Biological process (GO): intracellular signal transduction
Molecular function (GO): protein binding
Source: RefSeq, a predicted model, not a curated record
CCUCAGUGAGCUGAGCACGGCUCUGAGCGCGUGGGCCUUGUUUACAUUAGAGUUUUGUUUGUAAACACGGUGAAAUAACCAUGACAGACGUUGAGGAGAUGGAUGAAGAGCAGCUCAUCGAUUUUGCCAUCCGAGUCAGCCUUCAGGAAGCUUGUACAUUCCCGCUUCAGACGUCUUCCAGUAUCCUGGAAACGGCGAGCGAUGAAAAUCUGAAGAUUUUAGCCGCUAUUGAGCAAGGUGAUGUGUCUGCUGUGCGGGAGUUGCAUCAUCACCAAAGUGCCUUUAAGGAGACGGACAGCCGGGGAUGGCUGCCCAUGCACAGAGCCUCUGUCCAGCCGAAUGCCCAGCUCCUGAACGCCGUUCUUCUGGCGUCCCACGAGCUGAGCAUGGAGGAGGUCACCGGAGACGGCGAGACGGUGCUGACUCUGGCUGUCCAGGCCGGCCAUGUGCAGAAUGUGAAGAAGCUGCUGGAUCACGGCGCUUCUCCACACAACACCAACAGCAAGAAUGAAACGCCGCUGCUCCUGGCGGUCGGGAUCGGCUCCUAUGACAUGGUGCUGGUGCUGAUCUUGGGCGGAGCGUUUGUGGAGCAGGUGUGUCUGAAGAAGUGGACGGCCACUCACGAGGCUGCCAAGGUGGGCUGCACGGACAUCUUGAUGCUGCUCCUCAGGCAUGGCGGGAAGGUCACUGCCUGUGACGGACACGGCGUGACGCCACUGGGCAUCGCCGCAGAGUUUGGCCAUGCUGACAUUCUGGAAAUCCUCAUCGAACAUGGAGGCGAUGUCACUGCACAGGCCACCAAUGGAGACAGCGUGAUAUAUGAUGCAACAGGCUCUGGAAACAUCGACUGCAUUCACCUGCUCCUCAACCACGGCGCAGAUCCCAAUGUGGCCAGUCUGGCUUUUCAGCUCCCCAUCCACCGUGCAGCGUAUGAGGGGCAUUACCUGGCUCUGAAGACGCUCGUUCCCAUUACCACUAAGAGGGCCAUCCGUUUGUCUGGGAUGAGUCCGGUGCACUCGGCUGCAGACGGAGGUCAGGCCUCCUGCCUGGAGCUGCUCAUUGACAAGGGCUUUGACGUCAACUAUCUCCUGGGGAGCCACAUCUCCGACAACUACGGCGACAUGAGGAAGACCCCGCUGUAUUUCGCAGUUUCAAACGGUGACGUCACCUGUACAAAGAUGCUGCUCAAUGCUGGAGCCCAUCCCGACCUGGACCCUCUGCGCUGCCUCCUAGUGGCCGUCAGGGCUAGCCGCUACGAGCUGGUGCGGCUGCUCCUGGCCUACGGCGCAGACGUCAACUGCUUCUUCACGUUGAUUAACGAUACGCUGUUCCCCACGGCGCUGCAGUACUGCCUGCAGGACGAGAUGAUGCUGCGCCUGCUCCUCAACAACGGCUACCAUGUAGAGAGCUGCUUUCAGUGUGACCACGACGUCUGCCCCGUGAUGCCCUACAUCUGGGAGCAGAGUUACACACUAGAGAGUGAGACGGUCAGCAGAUCCAGCAAAGUGACGUUCUGUGAAUUCGUCAGCGUGUCCUCCCUGAGGCACCUGGUGGGCCGGGUGGUGCGGACCCUCCUGGACUACGUGAGGCAUGUGCCCAUCUGCUCCAAGCUGCAGAUCAUCCUGGAGAGACAUAAAGAGUGGCCUGAGAUCUGCGACAUCCUCAGGAACCCGCGCUCGCUGCAGCACCUGUGCAGGCUGCUCAUCAGGGAGAAGAUGACCCUGAGAAGACUGAACGACCCUGAGUUCAUGAGAGCUGUUCCUUUCCCCCCCGCCCUGAAGAACUACCUGAUCUACAAGGAGUAUGACCUCUAUGGUAGAAUGGACGAGUGGUAGGGACGCAAGAGCAGGUGGUUUUUCUACUGUAUAGUUUUCAGGUUGUCCUUAUUUCACUGAAAGUGUUUUAUUUUGUACUAGAACAAUAUAUUACAAACUGAAAUUAGUUACUGAUGAUGAAAUCAAAUAGCUGUGUUUCAUAUGUCAUUAGUUUAUAAUGAGUGUUCAAGAAACGAUUCAGGCUGGGUGCCAAAACAACUUAGCACUAAAAAUCAUUUUUCUUGUCUGCAUGCAUGAGAGCC